AUGGAUCCUGUGCUUGCCGUCCCUUUGAGCUUUCACAACUUCUGGGUCACAGUCCUCUGCAUUCCCGUAUUGGUCUGGGCGCUGCAGAUUGGGUACCGGCUACUUGUUGCUGUGUUCCUGCACUACCGCUUGAAUAUGAGUAGGCCGCUGGUUCUCGAUCGGAUGAGCAUUUUUGCCGAUGAUUUCCAGCAGAUCAUUCGCCAGCACUUCAAUCAGAUCCUGCGAAUUCGCCGGACAGUACCUUCAAAGAUGAUCCCUCAAGUGCAGCUCAUCGUUCAUGUCCAGCCUGAAAGUUUGGCAGCUCAGCCUGACCCAGCAGGUGACCGACUCAGCGUAGAGUUUUCGGUGGAUGCCUCGCAUCCCUGUGCCGCCAACCUCUUCUGGGGAGUCACAGGCCAAGCAUGUCAGGAGCUGAUCCGGUCCUGUGAGAGGCGCACGGAUGGGCCCCUCCUGUUUGUGGACCCAGAAAGCGCCGCCUUCAGCGUAUUUCCCAGUGGCCAGUUCGCGCAUCGAUCCACCGUCACCAUCCCGGCUGGGCUUGGGCAGCCUGUGAGACUAGAUGAAGACCUGGCAGCCAUCAAGCGAUCUGGCUACGACGUGCUGCAAGCUGCCACGAAGAUGAGCAGUGGCGCAGACAGCAGGAUUCCGCUUGUGAUUUGUGCGGGAGCUCCAGGGCGUGUUCCAGAUGACAAGCAUGCGAAUGUGCAGCUGACUUUCGUGCGGUUCAGAAGUGAGAGCUGUUCUGGGCCUGUUCAGUCGGAAGUUGUCCGGCAACUGGUGGCAUCCAAGAACGCUUUCCAUCAGAUUCUGGGAAUCUACGGCUAUGAGGAGGGAGAUCGAGAAACUGAGUGCAUGGUUUGCUACGAUCGCCCACGCAGCGUCAUCGUCCUGCCCUGUCGGCAUUGCUUCGUGUGCCCCUCCUGUCCCUGGGCCCUCGCUUCACCUACAAGUUGUUAUAAGGGAUUACAACAGACGCCCCCAAAGGUACCUCCCCGGGGGGUAAUUACUAUUGUAACCCCUUAUGUUAGGGAAUGGAGGCGUGGAUCGCCGAAAGUAGCUGCAUAUCGUCUGUAA
Messenger RNA from Symbiodinium pilosum, 1074 nucleotides. The record is from the annotation of a GenBank genome assembly. NCBI's taxonomy places the organism in Eukaryota, Dinophyceae, Suessiales, Symbiodiniaceae.